Molecule: messenger RNA, 2581 nt
Organism: Paramecium sonneborni
Lineage: Eukaryota; Ciliophora; Oligohymenophorea; Peniculida; Parameciidae
Source: the annotation of a GenBank genome assembly
AUGAAAAUCAAAGAUCACCAUAAAGUGAAAUCUAUACAUACAGUUUAAGAAGUUUCAAAUACUAAGACAUUUUUCAUUGGAAGAACAACUUAAAGAUCCUUUAUGAAGAAUACAUUGCCUUUACUACCUAUAGCUUAAAUUUGUUAGAUUUAAGUGCCUGCACCAUUAAGUGGAAGGGUAGUUUCAAGAAAGUUAAUGAAGGGAAUAUCCAUAAAAACUUUAGGAAGUGUUGGAGAAGAUGAAACCUAACAUUAGCAGUCUCUUUUCCAACUAAUCGUUUCACCAUAAUUCAAGAAUAUUAUUUCUGAAGAAAAAUAAAAGAAGGAUGAGGGAAAUCAUUUUACAUUAGAUGGUCCAGUAUAAUUUAAGAUUGAAUGCAAAUAAAAAAUUUUCAAAUAAGGAAUGAAAAUUGGAAAUUACUUAAUUUCUAAAGAAGACAAUGUAAACAUAAAAAUAUUCUUAAAAAAAAUUCGAUAAAUAAUGACUACUAGUCAUAUUUAGCAUAAUGAUAUUCAUACAAAUGAAAAUAGUUUUUUAUCAGAUAAAUUCAAGACUUAAAUGACAAGUCCUCGAUUUACAUUUACGAAUCAUUUAUCUACAAUUUAAUAUCAGAAUUAACCAACAUCAAUAUAAAAAGCAGGAAGUACUAUAAUGCUGGAUCCUAUAGAAGAGAAAAAGGAAUAACUUUAACCUACAACACAAAUUAACAGAAGAAUAUUGACUAUAUCUGUUUUUAAUCCUGAAAAUUAGGUAGGCGUCUAUUCAUUUAGUGUUCCAGAUUAUUGUGUGAUAUCAGAACAACAUAAUGAAGAGUUAUAGGUAUUUAAUGAUUAACCAAAACAUGUUUUAAAGUCAGCUUUAUAAUUUGUAAUUACAUUUUAUAUAAUCCUAGAUUACCUAAUAAACUAAAAAAAAUACAUCAAAAUUUUCUAAAUCCAUAUAAAAGAUUAUUGGUAUAACUGAUUAAGAGAAUCUUAAUGAAGAUGUUCAUCAAUUCUAUAAUCUAGAAAAAGUAAUUAUUUUAUGAAGUAAGACUAGUAGGUUCACGAAAAUGUAUUUAUAAAAUAAGAUGUCUCGGAUUUUUACAAAAUUGGAGGAAAAUAUAUUAAUGCAUUUCUAAUUAAUUUAAGAAAAGCGUUCUUCUAUCUCAAUUCUAAAAUUAUGUGAAAGUUAAUAAUCUAGUCGACUCCAAUCUUGUUAUACUAGUCCAAUCAAUAUCUAUUCAGAACAAUUAUCCAAUCCAAUCUUUGAAGUUCAAGUAGAAAAUUAAAAUUUCAUAUUUAAUGAAAUCUAUUGGUUUGAUUAUUCAUUUGAUGAUCAUUCAAAAUAUAAUAUAGAUAGCUUUAAUAGUGAUUUUACAGGUUAUGAUAUUAUUGAAUGUUAAUCCACACUUAAAAUUACAAAUUUUACUUCAUAUCUUAAUUUUAUAAUUAGUAGUUUGGAUGGAUAAGCCAAAAAUUUGAUGCUUCAAGAUGAAAACUUUACAUGUGAUAUUAAAAUAAUUAAGGAUUCAGAAAAUUUAAAUGAUGACAAAUAAAUUAAUAGAACAGUCAAUUCUUUAUAUAGAUAUCUUAAAAAAAAGGAUCAUAUAAAAUAAGUCAAUGUAAUGAUGCAUAGAUAUAAUGAAAUUUUAACUGGAAUUUUUGAAGAUGAACAUGAAAUUGAUAAUCUUAUAAAUAAUUAUGGUUUUACUGAAGUAGAUGAUUAAACAAAUAUUCAAUAACCCACUAAUAAAAUCAAUAUCAAAUUUACUAAACCUAUCAAGAAAAAACCUUCAAAUCAUGAUUAAUCUCCUCCAAGUGAAAGAUCAAAUUAAAAACAUAAUUCAAAAAUUAUAUCACCUCGAAAUUAAACAACUAUUAAUUAAAAUAAUACUUCUAAACCUCUUAAAUAGUUACUUGAAGCUACUUCCAGUUAAACCAGUGUUGUACAUAGAAGGAGUGAUUCUCCAUAAGAAGAUACAAGUAUUAAAGAAACAAGUAAUAUAAAUACUACUUAAUCAAAUAAAAUGAAGGUUACAUAGACGAUGUAAAAUACAACGAUUCCAAUUUCUUAAAAAGAGGAGACUGUAAAACCACUUGUGACGAAAAGUCAAGAGAGAAGAAAUGCUUUUAUUUUGGCUUCAAUGGGCAAACAUGCUUUAUAAAUGAGAACUUAAAUAACUGAAGCUUAGAGAAGAUAAUCUAUUUAAACAAUAGAGAUUAUAAAAUUAUUAAUUGAAGAAUAAAAAUUAUGUGAAGUAUUAUUAAUAAAUAAUAAAUAUUUAGCUUGAAGAAGUAUUCUCAAAUAAUCCUAAUUAAGCAAUAAAUGAGCGUUUAAAAGAGAACAAUACAUAUUUAAUAUUGGCAGCAUAGACUGGGAAUAUUGAGAUAGUGUAAUUCUUAUUACAUAGAGGUGCUUAGAUAAAUUUGUAAAAUGUAUUAAUUUAUAUUUUUAUGAUUUAUAAAAGAAUGAUGGAGAUACUGCGUUACAUAAAGCCAUAGCUUAUCACUUUUAUAAUGUUGCUGAUAUAUUAAUAGCUUAGGGAGCUCAAAAUUUAAGAAAUUGUUAAGGGUUGACUCCUUGGUAGUUAAAUUAAUGA